Molecule: messenger RNA, 3446 nt
Organism: Protopterus annectens (West African lungfish)
Lineage: Eukaryota; Metazoa; Chordata; Ceratodontiformes; Protopteridae
Product: C-type lectin domain family 4 member E-like
Exons: 6
Coding region: 22-921 (299 amino acids)
Source: RefSeq, a predicted model, not a curated record
UUGGGUAUACAUUUAAUAAACAUGAAAUCAGAAAAUAUAUAUGAAGAUCUGCAGAGAGUAGAAGGUGAAACCUAUAAUACAGCGCAUUUCUCAAGUAGCAGGAAGGACAUAUCUUUGCAAGAAAUAAAAUGCAGCAGAAUGGAAGGUCCCAGAAGUCAAGGAGUAACAGGCCAGACCUCCAGGAAGACUAGAACCUUCCUCAUUCUUCUUCUUAUCUCCAAUGCUCUUCUGCUAGCUGCUGUCGUGGUUCUGACAGUUCUCUAUUUACAAUUAUUGUGGCAACUUGGACAUCGAACAGAAGAAAGCAAAAAUGUAACUACAUACCAUAAUGAAACCUUAGCAUGCGAAAACAAGAACCAGCAAAGGCUUGAUCCACUCACAUCAGACUGUUAUUUUGAAACGUACAAUCAAAGUAUUUUCAUGUCAAAAGAAAAGUUACAGACAAUAUGUCCUAAUGGCUGGAUAUCAUUUACAGAACAAACUGAGAAAGGAUUGGAGAGCAGUUGCUACUUCAUCAGCAAUAAACAUUACAAAAAUAAAGAGAAGAAUUGGAUUGACAGCAGAUUAAACUGCUUGGACCAGAAGUCAGAUUUAGUGAUAAUUAACAGUGAAUUAAAGAGGAAAUUUCUAAAUAAACAUUUGGAUGUUGCAUGGUACUGGAUUGGGCUAACAGACAAAGAAAACGAAGGUCACUGGCUGUGGAUAGAUGGGACUUCUUUAAAUCAUACCGGGUUUUGGGGCCUUGACCAGCCUGAUGAUGCCGGCUUUUAUUGGCAUGAAAAAUAUCCCGAUGGAGAGGACUGUUGUUCAGCUGAACUGCAUUAUCCGAAUAAGAUAAUAAUGAAUGAUGCUCCAUGUACAAAACAGAGGCCCUGGAUCUGUGAAAGGAAACUGGAACUCUUUUGCCAUGUUAAAAUAUAAUUCACUGAAAGAAGAAAGUGCUGCAAUGGAAGUUACAAUAUAACUAAUAUUGCAACCUAACCAUGAGCUGUCUGCCGCCACUUUCCUUACUAACUCCUAUUUUAUGUUUACCCAAGUACCUUACUAUCUAAAAUAAAGAAAUUCAUGCAAGGUUUCCUGUUUUACUUACCCCAUUAACCGCUGUUUUUAUUCUGCAUGUUUUGAUUUAUGUCACCAUUUUACAGCCCACCAACCACCUCUUCUAGUCAAUUGUUCCAUGUUUCUUAUCCUCAUUCAGAAAGGAGCUCAUGUCUUAUGUCUCAUGUGUCUACCACUGGCCAGCUAAAAACGUCAUUCUGGUCAGCCCUGUGCAAUAGAUAGAAGUUCUACACAUCGAUGUCACCAAUGACAGGAUUCUGACAAGCAGACUAAAGGUGACUUGAGAUGUAAGGCUGAACAGCUGAGAGCCAAUCAUUGCUUCCCAAUGGAAGGAUGUAGUCACCUGAUGCUGAAGUGGUGUUUUCUGCCAAUGACUGAGAGGGGAUGGAGUACAGCUUGUAGGUAGGUCACUUUAAUAGUGUGCCUACUGGUGAAAAUAUCUAGCAAACAGGGGAAGUGACAUUCUAUUAUUCCCAUUUGACAUCACUGCACACAGCUGUGCUUGGGGAACAUAAUCAGGGUUUCCCAAACCAUUACCAGUAGCAUGUGAUGGUUCCUGGGCCUUCUACCUCCCUAAGCCAUUAAGUGCAGAGUACAAUCUCUCUUCCAAAGAUAAAUCACAUUUCAACUCUGCAGUGGUGGGUACUAUCAUGUGUGGUAAACCAGGAACUAAAUGGUAAUAAGUUGUCCAAAAUGCAUGGAGGGUAAAGUACAGUAACAUCUCUAAAUAUUACAAAAAUAGCAGUUUGUUUUGGGAUGCCUUCUGUCUGAAAUAUGUUCAGAAGAUUUGUUUUUGUAUGUUUUCUGUCUGAAAUAAUGUCUGAAUAUUUUGCUACCACUGAGUAGCUUCAGAGUGUCCUGUCUCUAUAUUUUAGUUUACCCCAGCAUAUGCAUAUUCAAGCCCUUUAGUUUCUUCUUAUAAUUUCAUAGAAAAUCUCCACUAUAUUGUUCUUUCAUUCCCAUUCACUGCCUGCCUUCUGGGACAUUAUUACCCUAUCUGUGUCUUUUUGAUAUACAGCCUAGAUGAUGUUUGUUGACAUUCUGCAAAUGACUUUUUCAAUAAGGUGUUAACCUUUUCAAGUUUGCUGAUGCUACACUUUUGUCUGCAGUUCAGCAUCCACUUUUCCAUAUUUUUGACUAAGUUCUGAUACCUAAAUAUGAUUAUCUUUAUUUUAACAACCACAUCACACAUCUAAAAAAGAGUGCACUCCUGUCAGUUAGCAGCCAAGGUUCACAGUUUCCCUUUUCUUUGUACUCAGGCCUCCAUCCCUUAUUUUUUAUGUCCAGUGGUUUUGCCCAGAUCACUCAUUGGUUGAUUUAUCCACACCAACAAUGAGUUUAGCCUUCUACCAUGUUUGACUGAAUUACCAAGAUAUUGCUUCUCAGGGUAGGCCAUAACAGCUGUGAGCCCCAAUUUGGAUAAUUUUGGUGCCCUCCAAGUUGAUCCCCCAUCUAUCAUCCCAGCCUUCGCUUCAUGCUACCUUCUUGGAUUUAAGACUAUUUCAGGUUAAUUAUCAGGAAUGCAUGCUAUAACUGCAUAUUAAAAUAAAAUAAAUAGCUAUUAUAUUUUGUUAUAAGACAUUUUAAGACAGAAGUAAACUGUAUUAUCCUCAGCUACAAUUGGAUUAUCCUCAGCUACAACACACUGUAGUUUCUUUUUCUGCCUAUCUCACUUCAGGCACACUAUAAGGGACUUGUUUGAUGUGCCACUGAGGCCCUAUGUCUACAGAUUGCUUCAUUAGGUGGCUGUACAGUGACUUACAAGUAAACAUGUUCCUAAACUCCUGUAGUGCUGCCCAUAUCUCAUGUACCUAGCUAGGAAAUAGCUGCAAACUUCCCCAUUGUUCCACCCCCUCUCUUUUUACUUUCCCCCACUCUUUUCUGUCUCCAGCCUUUCUCUUCUUAUAGGUUUAUAUGUGUUUACUAGGCUAACAACCACAAGGGCCUUUUUAAGCCUAGCCAUGCAUCCCAAAUCUCUGAGAAGUUCUGAUACCCUUGAUAAGUGUAAGCAGGGACCUUGGAGAAGAACCAUUUAUAGGGUGCAUGUGUCCAUUAGAGACAUAGGUGCCAAACCAGGGACGAAUUUCCUGUUCCCCAUCAUUUGGGAGGAACUCUGCUUCACAUGGAUGGGAAGCCUGUUCCAUAGAAAGGAUAAUCUCUGUAAUACAUAGUUGUCUCUCCAGCAGGUCUUAUUUAUAUCACAGUCAAAGUUUAAGUCUUUAGAAGGGGUAAUUCCAGUGCUGUUUGUUUUUGUGGAUAUGCAGGAAGUCCAUUAGAGUGGAGUCUGACAAUGCUUUGUAAGCCGGGUCUAGAUCUCCCCUCAAAUGACUGCAGGAGACAGAAUACAGGGAUAGGCCCUUGAGGUGGUCUGCAUAUCACAUUUUAUU